Molecule: messenger RNA, 4313 nt
Organism: Periophthalmus magnuspinnatus
Lineage: Eukaryota; Metazoa; Chordata; Actinopteri; Gobiiformes; Gobiidae
Gene: kif15
Product: kinesin family member 15
Exons: 35
Coding region: 144-4265 (1373 amino acids)
Biological process (GO): microtubule-based movement
Molecular function (GO): ATP binding; microtubule binding; microtubule motor activity
Source: RefSeq, a predicted model, not a curated record
AACAGAAGAAGAAAUGUGACGCUGCCCGCCAAUUUUAGAGCAUGUAAACAUUAGGUCCUGAGCCUAAACGGGACAGGCGAAAACUGUGGUAUUUCUCAGUCUGAACGGUUUUUAUAUCGAUAAUAACUGCGAGUGGAAAAGGAAUGGCAGAUUCAUCUCCUCUUGUGGCUUGCAGUGACAGUGACUCAAUAAAAGUAUUUGUGCGAGUGCGUCCUCUGACCCAGGGCACAGGGCUCACCACAGAUGGGGAUCAGAGCCUGUGUCUUAGCGUCACCUCCCCAAACACAAUUCGGCUGCUCUCAAAGCCACAGCCGCGAAUUUUCACUUACGACCAUGUUGCUGAUAUGGACACUACUCAGGAUGCAGUGUUUUCCUCUGUGGCCAAGAACAUUGUUGAAUCCUGCAUGAAUGGAUAUAAUGGCACUAUAUUUGCAUAUGGACAAACCGGCUCUGGGAAGACAUUUACCAUGCUUGGUCCUUCAGAAUUGGAUAAUUUCACUGAUGAAUUGCGGGGAGUAAUACCUCGCAGUUUUGAAUAUCUGUUUUUUCUCAUUAAUCGGGAAGUGGAAAGGUCAAAACAAUCCAAGAGCUUCCUCUGCAAAUGUUCCUUUAUUGAGAUCUACAAUGAACAGAUUUAUGAUCUGCUGGACACCGCCUCAGCUAGCCUCUUUGUGAGAGAGAACAUUAAGAAGGGUGUGUUUGUUGAGGGUGCUGUUGAGAAGUUUGUCAAUUCAGCGGCUGAGGCCUACCAGGUUUUGUCUUUGGGAUGGCGUAAUCGCAGAGUAGCAUCCACUUCAAUGAACCGUGAGUCCUCUAGAUCUCAUGCUGUGUUCACCAUGACCCUGGAGUCCAAAGAGUCCAUCAAUGAGGUGGUGAAUAUCCGGAUGUCUCAGCUUAACUUGGUGGACCUGGCAGGAUCAGAGCGGCAGAAGGACACACACACUGAGGGCUCCAGACUCAAGGAAGCCAGCAGCAUCAACCGCUCUUUGAUGUGCCUUGGUCAGGUGAUCAUGGCUCUCGUCGAUGUAUCCAAUGGAAAGAAUCGCCAUAUUUGCUAUAGAGAUUCAAAACUAACAUUCUUGUUAAGAGACUCUCUUGGAGGAAAUGCCAAAACUUAUAUUAUAGCAAAUGUUCACCCUGGUUCUAAGUGCUUUGGAGAAACCCUUUCCACCCUACAAUUUGCCCAAAGAGCGAAGCUGAUCAAGAACAAAGCUAUUAUUAACGAAGACACCCAAGGAAAUGUGAGGCAGUUGCAAGCUGAAGUGAAAAAACUAAAGGAACAGCUUACGCUUGCACUUGCUUUAGGUGACUCUCAAAGGGAUGUUGCCCCUGGAGGACCUGAAGUUCCAAUUGCUGGCCAACCUGUUGAAAGUCAGGACUGGAUCCAGUACAAAUCCAAGUUUAUUGCUGCAGUUCGUCUUUGGAAGAGACGAGAAGAGGAGAAAAGGAUGCUGCUUGAGAAAGUGGCUCAACUGGAAGAGGCCUGGAGUCAGAAAGAUAAAUUUAUCCACUCGAGCCGCAUGAUAGUCAAGUUUCGAGAGGAUCACAUCUCUCGCCUAGAGAAUAAAAUCAAAACUGGACAAAACAUAUUCACAAAUGAAGAAAGUCAGUCUGUCAUUGACCAGCUCAAAGAGGAAAUCAGCAUUUUAAAAGAACAGGUGGAACAUCACCCCAAGAUGACACGCUACGCUGCAGAGAAUGUGAGCCUCCGAGAGGAAAACCGCCUGCUCCGCUCUCUGGAGUCUGUCAUUCAGGCAGAUGCAGCAGCAGCCCAGGUGUCAGCUGAGCUGGAAGCGGCCUUUCAGACAGCCAUGGAGGCUGAAAGAACUGAGACUCUCACAGCUCCAACAGCAGUGGAUGUGGCCUCUGUCACAGCAAUGGAGAAACUUAAAAAUCAGCUUCUGCAAAAACAAGGAGACCUUGCUGCUGCACUUCAGGCUUUUGAGGAGUACAAGCAAGUCACCAAGAGACAAUUGUCUCAGCUGGAGUCAGAUAAAAGGUAUUUGGAGAAAUCCAACCGACAUUUAGAAAAAAUACUGGAAGCAACUAAUGCUUACAAAAAACAGGAGGUGUCAGAGCUGAAUAGAAUCCAUGUUGAAACAAUAAAGAUUCUCACCACACCCACCAAAGCGUACAACCUGCGCUCCCGAAUAGUGCCUUUUUCUAGUCCAGAGCACCUGAAUGGUUCAGAAAAUAAUGAGGACAUUUGGAAUGAGCAGCCUCCAACUGAAAUGACAGAAAUGGCUCUGACUGAGGAACUACGACAAGUGCAGGACCAGGCUGGUCUUGUCCAAUCGCAGCUGGAUGAGGCUGAGCUGAAAAAUGGCAAACUCUUACAGGAAAUCUCGAGGCUGGAGGAGCAGAUUACUCUGCUCUCUGAGGAGUGUAACUGUAUUAAUGAGCGCCUCUGUGUUGAGAGAGCUGACAGGACCAAUGAGCAACUUCAACUCCAAGAAACCAUCACAAGUCUACAGCAAAGUGUCCUGUCUGAACAGCAGACAGCAGAAGUUUUACAGAAUGAGAUCCGGGACCUACGCAUGGUACUACAAUCUUCAGACAAAGAGCUGGCCUCUGUUAAAGAGCAGCUGAAGAAUUGUGAGGCAGAGCAGCAGAAAGAAGUGAGCCAUCUGUCCAACAGUCUGAUCAGCACACAGCUGCAGCUUGACAAAGUCCAGCUGGAGUGGGAGCAGCUCUUGGAGCAGCACCGGCUUCUUCAGGACGGUUUGGAUCAAAAUCAGGCUGAGGCCAAGUUUGAAACUGACCAAACCAAGCAGCAUCUUCACGACAGCCAACAGAAGAUUGAGGAGUUGAAGACACAGAUUACUGAUUUGGUUAGUGCUCUGAAAGCAGAACAAGAAAACACAAAGUCCUUGUUGUCUCAGUUGAGAGAAAACAAAGAGAGUGCAUCAAAAGAACUUGUGGAAACAGUGGAGAUAAAUUCACAACUUAAAAAAGAGGUCUCCGAGCUCAACACACAGAAUUACCAGCAGGCAUCCAGACUUUUGACUCUAGAGCAAAGCUUAAUUUCUGCCACUGAUAAAAUAAAGAGCCUGGAGCAGAAGAUGGAACAGGAUAAAGAUGUUGUGGUAGACUUAAUAAACCAAACCAGAGAGUUGCGCAGUGAUCUAAGCCAAAAAGACACUACCAUCACUCACCUCACUGAAGAUUUAAAGGAGAUCACUAUAAAGUACAAUGGUGUGUGCCAGGAACGUGAGGAUAUCCGUGAGGAAAAGUCCAGGUUGCAAAAAGAAUCGGUGGAGCUGAAGGAGUCUAUGGACCGGAGAGAAGCAUCUAACAAAAUAGAAGUGGAGGUGCUGCAGGAGGAAGUGGCCUAUGCCACAGAAGAGGUGGAGAGGCUCACAAAGGUGCUAGAUGAGCAGAAUGCGCUCCUUCAGGCUUCUCAAGAACAAGUGACCCAGAAGGAUGCCAUGAUCAAAAGCCUGCAGCAGAAGGUGCAACAACAGCAGGAAGUGGUAGAAAAAAGUGUUAGAAACUACAUACCUCAUCCACAAACUCCAACAAUGACUGUGACUCCAAAGUUUGCAUCUCGGACCCCAUGCACUCCAGGCAGCUUCAACAGAGAUCUCAGCCAGGUUCUGGAGAGCCAGGAGAGGGAGCUGGAAAACCGCCGCUCUUCCAUGAUGACCAUGGAGAUCCUGCUGGCAGAGCUGAAUGCUGAGAGGACUGCCAAGAAUGAGGAGAUCCAGAGGCUUAAGACUCAACUAACUGAAAAAGAAAUGGUACGGUUGGAGAUUCAGGCGUUGGUGGAUCAGUUUUAUUCUAAGCAAACACAAACCCCGGAUUCUAAUGGUGUCGAGUUGAGUGAAGCUAUUAACAAGUCCAUUCUAAAAGAAUUACAAGAUGAGAAAGCAGAUAAGAACGCUAUACUGCAGAAGCUGUCAGACAUGCAGAAAAAAAUGCUGGCUCAGGAGUCUCUACUGGCCCAGUCUCAAACCUGCGUCCAGGAGCUCACCUCUGAGCUGAGGAACCGCUGUUUGGAGCUUAGGGAGCUGAACCAGAGGGUGCUCGAUGAGGAGAAGCUUCUCCAGGAGAAUGAGGUUCUACGUAAGCAGAAUGUUCAACUGUCAGAAGAGAAUGGAAAACUUGUUGGGCACAAAAAUCACAAACAGAGGAUAGAGUAUCUGGUGAAAUUAAAGAAGGACAACACCAAGCUUCAGGAGGAAAAUGAAAAGCUGAGAUCUGAACUCAAUUUGCUACGAGAAAACAUUGGAUGUCUCCCAGCUCUGCCAGCAGAGUUGUUGUAAUUUAUAUUAUAAAACUGGGAUUUCCUUUUUUAUUAUGUUUUUAAUAUU